GCGCCCCUUGAUCUGCUCGCCUCCAGAUACAUCGACGGCCUCGAUCCCUUGGGCCGCCGCAACGCACGAUUGAGCACUUCUGGGCGAGGCUUAUGAGGCUUGUAGAGUACCGUGAUUGGUGGACCAAGUUUGUCGUCUUAAGAGUGCUAUUCUAGAUGCCUUAAGCAGAACAUGGAACAGGUUACUAAAAUGUGUGGUUUCCCGUCUUUGGAUGAAGCUCGUCUGAUCCAUUUCUGGACGACUUUGGCUUUUUUAUAUUAGUCUAGACCAGGUCCCAUGAGUGUCUAAACAUCUCAUCGAUCUCUCAUGCUCGACCACCCUUUGAUGUUUCUACCACCACCUCCCUGACAGGCACUGUCCAAGACCGUUCUCGUUCCAACUUGAAUCACAAACAUCCUCUUAAUAUGGCGGACUUUGAAGCAAACCAGCUCCCCCAACCAACAACCCCUUCCCCCAAGAUCCCCAAAGAGCUCUCCUUCGAAAAUGUAGUCAAGAACCAAACAGCCUCCCCCUGCUCCCUCCCCGACUUCACACUCUACCUAACCCACUCCUCCCACUCCCCCGAAAUCCUCCACUUCUUCCUCUGGUACUGGGACUACGUCCAACGCUGGUCCCAACUUCUCCCUCGCCAAAAAGCCCUAUCCCCAGCAUGGGACCCAGAAAAAGCCACCGAAGGCCCAAGAGCAGCAAGGUUUAUCACUUACAGCCACAAACGGGCCAGGAGCUUGAGGAUGGAGAAGGUGCUCGCAGUUAUGGACAUCAGUUCCCCUCAUUCUGACGAGCAGCCCGAGAAGGAAGGUGAUAUGUCAAGAAGCCGGUCGAGUUCAGCUUCUUCUACUGUUACAACAGCGAGCGCUGUGUCGGUUGUUGUUUCGGGGCAACCGAGGACGCCGUCGUCUUCUAUAAGUGGGAUUUUGAGCCCGACCGAGUCGAUGAGGGGGUGUAGUUGGCAGCCAUUCACCAUCCAACCCAACCACCCCGAACUCUCCCGCAUAACAAAGCUCUUCCUCUCCUCUCCCGAGACGUUGAAAUGUCUAUCACAGCACGACAGAGAGCAGUGCAUACGUGCGGUGCAGCAUACAACCCACCCUACCGCCCUACUUCCAGCAUUCAUGUCAGUCGAGUCGACACUAAGAAACCUACUUCAUCCAGCUUUCAUCCGCCACUCGAUUACCAACGCAAACACUGCUCGGCUUGUCUUCACGGGUGUAAUCUGCGCCAUCCUCGCGCUACUAGGGCUCAUCGUCGAGAUGGUGUUGAUCCUCUCAAAGCAAUCCCCCUACCUACGAGUCCUCGGCUUGCUAUUCUUCUGGCCCGGGCUUACUGGGUUAUUCGCCUCUAUCAAAGGGCUGGAUGUAUACCUCCACUUUCAACAAAAACGCCAACUUCGCCCUUGGGAGCAAACCUCCCUUCCACUCUUCCACUCGCCCUCGACCGACAAGAAUGAGAAAAGGGGGCAUGAGGGGGUGAACACGACCAGCACCAGCACCAGUUCCACAGCCCCAUUUACCCCGACAGGCGUCGACGCAAGAGACAGAGAGCAAAAUACCACCUGGGAGGAGCAAUACCGACAACAGAGCUGGAAGAAAAAGACCUUCACCACCGCAGUCCCGGUAGAAAGCAAACCUCUGAUCGUCCUGCAAGACCGAAUCAUCUUCCUGUCGAUACUCUGGGCCGGCAUCUCGUCAUCUGGUCUGACAGUGGCGGUGUUGUUCAUCCCGGCAAGAAAUCUCUUCUAAUUAGGUAGUUAGCUACCAAUACACCAAAGAUAAGCGUGACGGUGUAGUAACAACAGCCUCUCAACCAUCGCUACCUCAAGCCUAGCCCGCUUGAUCCCGUAUGACAAAACCCACAAACCUCACACCACCAUCAUCCCAUCUUUUCCUUGGACAACGUCUCUCCUCUAUCACCAAACAACAACAACAACCCCUUACCAUGCCACAACCCGUCCACCUCUAAAAUUUACUGGGAACACCCUCAAUUUUAUUUGAAUCUCACACACAAAUCGAAAGUAGAUUAAGUACUACAACGGGAUCUCACGUAACCC
Podospora pseudopauciseta is the source of this 2047-nucleotide messenger RNA. RefSeq lists its product as uncharacterized. NCBI's taxonomy places the organism in Eukaryota, Fungi, Ascomycota, Sordariomycetes, Sordariales, Podosporaceae. The transcript is spliced from 3 exons. The record is from RefSeq and is a predicted model, not a curated record. Bases 405 to 1739 code for a protein of 444 amino acids.